CUGGAAUGAUGUGAACUCUGCGUGAGCAUCACAUCUCGCCCAACACCAGGGCCUUUUUUAUCUCCUUCCUCUUCGUAGUUGAGAUCCUGGAGACCCCAAUUCGUCCCCGCCUGCUGAAUCAAGACUCCUUUUAUCUUCGAGAAACCAUUGUCCCGCUAGCCCUCUGGGACAAUAUAACUCCCCUCCCGCCGUUGAUGGCCCUUUUUACGCCUCCUCGAUCCUUUCAGAAUGCCCAGUCGUUGACUACGCGCCAGUUCGUGGCUCAGACUCCGGUGGGCGUGCUUCAAGAUGUCGUCGGUCCCCAUGCGAGCCACCCUCCGUUCAUGCACUUAGUGCUCCUCGUCUUCGAAGCUGUUCUUGAAGUCGUCUGUGUCAGCCUUCCCGGUUACAUUGCCGCCAGGGUUGGCAUGUUCGAUGCCGAUGCGCAAAAAUUCGUUGCCAAUCUCAAUGUCGCUUUGUUCACACCGUGCCUUAUAUUUACGAAGCUCGGCUCGCAACUCACAGCUGAAAAAUUGACCGACCUCGCUAUCAUUCCCCUUAUCUUCGUCGUCCAGACCGCCGUCUCCUAUUUUUGCGGGUUUGUGGUUUCACGGUUCUUUCGAUUCAACAAACGACAAUCGAAUUUUGUGGCGGCUAUGGCGGUUUUCGGAAACUCAAAUUCACUUCCCAUAUCGCUUGUCGUGUCUCUCUCGCAAACAUUGAGUGGCCUCCAUUGGGAUCGAAUCCCUAAUGAUAAUGAUGACGAAGUUGCAGCGCGCGGUAUCCUUUAUCUGCUUAUUUUCCAACAGCUCGGCCAGCUUGUACGUUGGAGUUGGGGAUAUCGCGUUCUUCUUGCACCACGCGAGAGGUAUAUUGAGGAAGCGGAAGGAGACAAUGGGGAGACCCCGAUUGCACAGGGUCAGGAACGAUACACCGACAAUCCAGAGCAGGCAUAUCCGGAUGAGCCUUUGAUAAGGACAAGGGAUUCCUCCGAUGGCGAUGCCGAGCCGGGAACUAGCUCGAAUGAUGAUUCCGACGAAUUUCAUUCUGGGGAGGCAACACCUGUAAAUACGCGAACAUACUCAUACGCGAAGCUGUCACACCAUGAACAAGAACACGCCCAAGACCAGACUCCACAGCUUGGGCCGCCGCCCAGUGGUCCAUUUCUACCUCGUCAAGACUCUCGCGGCGACAUCUUGUACUUUCCGAACGUGGAAGUGAAUCCCGAGGACAACACCGCUGAAGAAGGACCUGUGCCACGAUUCAAGGCUUCCAUGGGCCGUUUUAGGUCUCGCAUUGCGGGCGGCUGGGCGAGAGGAACGGGCGCCUUGUAUAAUCGACUGCCAACAGGGCUCCAAAAGGCGCUGUCGAGGACCUCAAAUGGCAUGCGCAGAUUUAUUGCAGGUGUGUGGGAUUUUAUGAACCCGCCGCUUUGGGCGAUGCUGGUUGCAAUAAUAGUGGCUUCUGUGCCUUCACUCCAACGAUUGUUCUUCAAUGAGGGAACAUUCAUUAGCAACUCUGUGACGCGCGCAAUCAACCAGAACGGCCAGGUUGCUGUUCCUUUGAUUCUUGUGGUUCUUGGGGCAAACCUAGAACGCAACACAAUCCCCCAAGAAGCACAGGAAGAUAUGGAUGAUGCCGGGGAAGAGAAAAGAUUGAUAAUCGCCUCACUGGUAGGGCGUAUGCUGCUUCCAACUAUAAUCAUGGCACCACUUCUUGCGCUGCUAGCCAAAUAUGUCCCAGUCAGCAUUGUGGACGAUCCGAUCUUCAUCAUAGUCUGCUUCCUGCUCACGGGUGCACCAUCAGCCCUACAGUUGGCGCAGAUUUGCCAAAUCAACAAUACUUAUGUUGGCGCCAUGUCGAAGUUGUUGUUCCAAAGCUACGUUGUUUGGAUUCUCCCAUCUACCCUUGUUCUUGUGAUGUGUGCUUUGGAAGUUGUUGAGUGGGCGGCUGCCUAGAGCGGCCUGCCUGGGGUUUCUAUUCUAGGUAUUGCUACUUUUAUAUAAUUAGGUAUUCUUAUUGUGGUUCAGGUAUGUCGGCGUUUCGGGAAGGUGGGAACGGGGUUUUUCGUGGAAAUAGCCACGUUAUAGAUUGUGAUCCAUACUUCUAUGUAUGACGGUCGAAUAUUAUAUGAGUAAUGAAGAUAUAACAAGAUUAACAAAACAUAAUCUACUGGAGCAAAAACCCGACUCCGGUGCGGCUCGAACGCACGCCAUCUGGCGCAAUCACUGACAUACGGAGCCGAAUUUGGAUGUCGGUUUUCGAGGCGG
Aspergillus versicolor CBS 583.65 is the source of this 2249-nucleotide messenger RNA. Its product is annotated as Auxin Efflux Carrier superfamily. The coding region runs from base 195 to 1937 and encodes 580 amino acids. The transcript has 5 exons. Gene Ontology annotation, biological process: transmembrane transport. Gene Ontology annotation, cellular component: membrane; endoplasmic reticulum. The record is from RefSeq and is a predicted model, not a curated record. NCBI's taxonomy places the organism in Eukaryota, Fungi, Ascomycota, Eurotiomycetes, Eurotiales, Aspergillaceae.